Molecule: messenger RNA, 843 nt
Organism: Maylandia zebra (zebra mbuna)
Lineage: Eukaryota; Metazoa; Chordata; Actinopteri; Cichliformes; Cichlidae
Source: RefSeq, a predicted model, not a curated record
GUGCCAAAGAUCAAAAGCGGAAUGAGCAGAUUACUUACAGCUCAUGCACGGGAACUGGAAACUCGCCGAAGGGAGGCAGAGGAGAGAGAGCGGAGGAAGCAGAGGGAGGUGCAGCUGGAACUGGAAAGACAGCUGAAAGAGGCUGUGAUGAUAAAAGACAGCAUGCAGGCUGAGAUGCAGGUGAAGGAAAAGGAGGCUGAACAACAGAAGAAGAGGAUCAGGGAGCUGGAGCUGACACAGCAGCAGCUGGAAGUUGCCCUUAAUAUGGAGAUCCAGGCUCGGCUGGAGGAGGAGAGGGCCAGACUGGAGCUUGAGCGGUUGCUGCAGGCUGAAGAUGAAAAGAGGAAACAUUUCCAGCUCCUCCAGGAGCAGCAACGUACAAUGCAAAACCUCAGCCCCAUACAGGAGCUGUCAGAUGGCAGUCCCGAUGAGGACACCCCCUCGGCCCUCAACUCUGCCUCUCAGGAGCUCCAGGAUCUGCAGGCAUCUCGCCAAAGAAGUCACCAGCGUCUGGAGGAGGUUCAGGAGAGGCUGAGGAAUGCCAGUCAACAGGUACGGCACUGGAACAUCCAGCUGAACCGACUGAUGACCCCCAUUACUCCUGCAGAGCGACUGGAAAGCCGGCUGUUAUCAAAGCCCACAUGCCCUAAAAAGGAGGACGCGCUGGCCAGUAAUGAGUUCAUCACUAAGUUUAAGAUAAGAGUUGAUCAGAAUAGAGGCGAUGAUGAAAGUCUGGAGCAUCAGUUGGAGGCUGCCAACCUGUCUGAUGAAUCGUUCGAGGCCCAGACAGAAGUCAACGGACAAAUAUGAUCACAGACAUUUUAAAAACGCGAGUUGAGAGUU